Molecule: messenger RNA, 2256 nt
Organism: Plasmodium coatneyi
Lineage: Eukaryota; Apicomplexa; Aconoidasida; Haemosporida; Plasmodiidae
Product: SICA antigen
Exons: 7
Coding region: 553-2256 (567 amino acids)
Source: RefSeq, a predicted model, not a curated record
AUGAAUUUGAACAAGACCAUACGGAGGAAGCAGGAGAUGAUGGUGCACGGAGUGCAGAAGCAGCAACAAACAAUGAAGCUAACAAAGUUGUUCGACGUAGGAAGAGAGACGUUGUAACAAAGUCCAGGGGAUUCUGUAAUUCUGACAUUGGAAACAGGGAAAACUCUCCUUCCACGCACACCAUCAGCUCCUACAGGUGCUGCCACCACUUGCAACAUUGAAUUCCAGACACACUUACAGCAAGUUACUGAUAAAUGGUUUGAACUUAGGGGCAAGAGUAAAACAAAUCAGGAUCACGUGACAGCCUUUUGGGGCGACAUUGAAAAAGUACUCGGCAAAUUAGCUAAGGCUCUAACAGAUAAGGAAGGAACAAACAAUAAUCAUUGCGACAAGAUUACGUACAUAACUGGUACACCAAGUGAAAGCGAAAAAACGGCAUGUAAUAACAUUGCUAAAGGGUUGUGGGGUAUAUACGGCAUUAAGCCUGAAGAAAGUGAAAAUAAGAAGAACCAUGUUGAGAAUCAAAAAUUUGAGCAGGCGAUAGGUUGCCUCAUGUUAAAUGUGUACGCUCAGGAAAUAAAGGACAAGUGUCCACUAAUGGGAAAAACUGUUCAACAAGCUUUUACUAUCCAUGAGGGGCUUCGCACAACUGCGUGCAGUAGUGGGACGAAAAACUGUGUUCAAUGUGAAUGGGACGAAUGUGCAAAUUAUAACUUAAAUGGGAACGAAGGAGUAGACCUACGGAGAAAAGUGAAGGACAUGCUCCUGGGGAAAGACGAAAUAACAAAAACUAUGUCUACUAUAAGUGAUUCAUCCACUAUUAAGGAAUGGUUUACACUAUUUUCGGAGGAUGUAAGACAAGAGGAUAAUAAGGAGAAGUAUAGUGAAUUGAACUUCCUUCUACCUUUAUGUGACGAUUUGAAUAGUACCCUUGGCAAGGGCAUGAGCAAGUAUGAAAGUUUCUGUAGAAUUAUGAUAAGGAAUAUAAUACUGACGACAGCCGUUGAAAAGAAAUAUGAAGACAAAGACCAGACUCAGGAGAAGGGACAAGCACCAUGUGAGAAGAUCGAUGUCAUAAUACAGGCCCUUAGCCGAGUUAAAACUGUAAGGGAAACAUUAAAUGAAAAUGUGAAGUAUACGGAAUGUGCUUAUGAUGCUGCACUAAAAAUUGCUUAUACGGGACAGACGCAUAAUUCAGAUGACCCGCACUACAUAUUUGAAACAAGUGAGUUGCAUACUAUGAUGGAGACAAUAACUAAAGAUAAAACUUGGUGUGUCGAUAAGGAAAAAUUGCAACAAAGGAGAAAGGCGCUUGAGGAUCCAGAUCGUUCACGCGCAGAAACAGGAGAGAAGGUUCAAAUAAGGAAUGGUGCUGAGGAAUUAGAAGACUUGAAGAAAAUUUUUGAGAAUGUUAACGAAACAGUAGAGGAGGAGGUAAAGAAAGAGGCAAAGAAGCCAGAAACGGACUCACCACCACCAGCACCCCAGGAACCGGUAGCAGAGGAUACUGUCCCUAAGGUAGAGGAGGAGGAGGAGGAGGAAGAAGAGGAAGAAGACGAGGAGGAUGAAGACGAAGUUGAAGAAGUCGCAGAAGAACCCGCUAAAGAUAAGGAAGAUGAAGAAGAAAACAACGAUCAAGCAGAAGAAGAAAUUCCCGCUACUGAAGAAAAUGAUGCUACUACUGCUCCUGAAGGACAUGAUCACAGUCUGGCCGGAGGUGGCGGAAGUGGUGAGGGAGGGUCCCGUUUAGCAACACCCAAGGCUGAAGCACUUAUUGACAUGAAGGACAACCCCUUCUUUCCUUACCUUCCUUUGGCUCCUGCCAUGCUUGGUAUUUCUGUUAUGAGUUAUCUUUUAUGGAAGCAUUUUGGAAUGCUUCGUAAGACCAGAAAACGUUACAGAAGAGCUCCUAAAGCACUUGGUCCAACCUUAGAACAGCAGAUUGUUGACCAUGUGGAACAGCAGGAUGGUCCACAUGAAUAUUAUUUAGUGAAGGAACGCAAACCUCGUUCUACGCCUAUAAGAAGGAGGAAAAAACGGGUUGCUGGUCAUCGCCGUGCUGGUCGUCGUGGUGUGCGUCGCCGCAUGAUUAUUGAUAUCCAUUUAGAAGUCUUAGACGAAUGGCAAAAAGGGGACCUGCAUUCGAUGAAGGAGGACUUUUUUGAAAUUUUGGUUCAAGAAUUCAUGGGAUCCAAGUAUAUGGAAGAAGAAAAUGUUCCUAAGGAACAGGUUCCAAGUUUAGAUUCCGCGUUUUAG